GGUGCCGGGAGGAUGUCUGGCCCCGGAACAGGGACUGCUAACAGGGUUUGAGCUCGCUUGUUUGCCCUUGGGAAAAAAUCUUCACCCACUACAGAAACUAAAACGCCCGGCUAGAUGGACCUCCUGCCUGAAUCUUGGUCUCGAUGUUGGAAAUCCUCUUCCUUCUCGUUUUAGCCCCAGGAUCUUCUUGCUAUCUCUUCCCCAGCCCGGCGCCCCAACACUUUUUGUUUAUAUCACCCCUCUUUGCCCCUGAGAUUUAGGAAAGCCACUCUGCCUGCAAAGUGGCUCUGAUGCUCUAGAUGGUUCUCCGAGUCUUCCCAUCAGAGACCUCCUCUAACUAGUACUACUUACUCUCAAUUACAGUCCUUUAUUUCCCGCACAAUGCUUAUCAAUAUUUCUGAUCUUUUCAUCUGUUGAAUGUUUUCUUUUGUGACAAAAUCACGUUUUAUCCUCUAAUGAGACAAAGCUCUACCCAGAGGAGACAGGAGGCCGGAGAGUGGCAAACACACACCGGAAAGUCCACAGACCUUGCUGCAACUCUGUCCACAGUGAGACGCUCUGGGUGUCAACGACCAGGUCCCAGGGUCUCAAGAACAGAACCAAUCACUCUUGUGCCGCUGAGAAUUCUGGCUUUAAAAUAUUCGCAUCCCAAGAACCUCCAGAAAUCCUAGAACGAUCCCCGGUGGGGUGUGAUUGCCAGGCAGUAACUGUGGACCCAGAGCCUGGCUCCGCCCCGCGGGACUCCAAGCGCAGCUGUCACCUCCCAGCUGCUACCCGACUGGCUUUCACGUGGGCUGUGCAGUUCAACAACAGCUCCUCGUCCGGAACUUCCUGGGGCGGCGACCAAUCGCAGAAUCCUUCCUGUCCGUGCCCCGAUCAUCCCGCUGCCAAUCGGCGCGCCUCCGCCCCCGCCCCUUAAAGGCGCCGACGCCGCCGCGGAGCCGGGCGAGCGACUCGAGGUUCCGGCCCCCACCCGCAGCAUGGAGGCCGCAGGGGGGCGGCUCGGGCCGGAACCGGACCUUUCGGCCGUCGCCGAUUAUCAGGCCGCGAAUUUCAGCGGCCAGCCGGUCCGAACGCCUUCGAAGCCUCCCUCAGUCUUGAGGGCGUCCGGGGAGGAAGAGGCUGAGAACGUUGGGGUCGCUAGCCGUCACCCACGAGCGUCCCCGAAGACGUCGAGCGGCAGCAUCGUCCGCGGGCCGGAGCCGGGCGCUUGGGAGGAACAGCCGGGCAUCAGGGCGACGCCGUCAGGGACCGGGGGACGCGGGGGACCCGCAGGUUCUGAGCUCGCCCCGCCCCCGUCCUCCUGGCACCAGGACCCCGAGCCCGGCGAGAACCAGCCUUCCGCCCUGAGGGUCUGCCGUCGAGGGAGCCCUGGCGGUGGCGGCGUCGAGAUGGAUGUGGCGCCUCCGCAGCGAGAGGAUGCAGACCACGACGAAGAGGAGGCGGCGGCGGGUAGGGCUGGCCGCUCGUUCCCCAGCCGCCUUCAGGACAGCCGCAGCCUGGACGGGCUGAGUGGGGCGUACGGCGGAGGGGGAUCCUCGGCGACUGGCGAGGCCGGCGCGGGCGGGGGACGUCGCGCCACCAUCUCCAGCCCCCUAGAGCUGGAGGGCACGGUGAGCCGCCACGGCGACCUUACCCACUUUGUUGCCAACAACCUACAACUCAAGAUCCGUCUGAGUGGCGCCCCCCCGCCCCUUCCCCCUGCCUCUGCGCGGCCCAGCCUGACCCCCGCACCCACCCCCACUAUUCCUCCCAUCGACCCCGACGUGCUGAGGGAUCUGGAGCGGCUGAGUCGCGAGCUGGGCGGCCGGGUGGACCGUCUGCUCCGCGGGCUGGGUGGUGCGGUGCAGGAGCUGACAGCAUUGAGCGUGGGCUGUAUCCAGACCUACCGCGACGCCGUGGAUUCUUUAGGCGAGGCCGUGGACAUGAGCAUCAAAGGCAUGUACACCUUACUUGCGCGCUGCGAGGAGCUGGAACGGGCUCUGCAACCGGUUCAGGGGCUGGCACGCCAAAUCCGAGAUAUCCGACGUACUCUGGAGGUGUUGGAGGCCCUAUGCAAGUGACCAGGAGCCCAGAGGAGAGAGAGGCCAUGCCUAACCUGGCCAGGCCGGGGUCCAGUCGGACCCUAAGGAUUCUUCGAGAAGCCCUGGUGGAAACUGCAGGCUGAGGGGAGGCCUGUGCGUUAGAGGUUCUUCUACAAGCGUUUAGGUGGCCUGUGCCCAUUCUCGGAGUAAUGUGUGAAUGGAAUGGGGAAGUCGUAAAGAUUUUCCUGCUGCAAAGGGCUGUAGCUCUGCUUCUAUUCAGUUGGCCAACAGUCUACCCUGUUCUUCCUGACUCUUCUCCCUCGCUGAACGCCAUCCUUGGGAACGCAAGCCUUUAGAUCUCUGCUGGUGGGGUGGAGCAGACCACCACGCGUGCCGAGAAGAGAACGGAAGGGGCCACUGUUUGCUGUGGCUGUCCUGAUCCCAGUGAUCAGACCCCAAGUGCCAGGGGGCUUUAGGAGCUUGAGUGGUCCUCGGCAGGCACCGUGCAGGCAAGGGCGCACAUCUGCUAAUGCAUAACCUUCUGCUUCUUCCCUCUGGUUCCCUAAAAUGCCACGGGGUGGAGCAAGCAGGUGCACAUUUCCUGAUGGAGAGGGUGAGGUUCUGGAGGUGUCUCACCGCUCUCGGUUAAGUUUAGAAUUGUUGCUGGUUUUGAAGCCCACCUGUUGUGGAGAGUUUUGUGAAAUUAAAGUGCCGCUGCUGC
Molecule: messenger RNA, 2745 nt
Organism: Microtus ochrogaster (prairie vole)
Lineage: Eukaryota; Metazoa; Chordata; Mammalia; Rodentia; Cricetidae
Gene: Borcs6
Product: BLOC-1 related complex subunit 6
Biological process (GO): lysosome localization
Cellular component (GO): BORC complex
Source: RefSeq, a predicted model, not a curated record